Messenger RNA from Acanthosepion pharaonis, 1386 nucleotides. The record is from the annotation of a GenBank genome assembly. NCBI's taxonomy places the organism in Eukaryota, Metazoa, Mollusca, Cephalopoda, Sepiida, Sepiidae.
AUGAUCGGAAUUCGCUAUCUUCCGACUGAGUUGCGCAUUAUCCCAAAUUUCUUCUGUAUUUAUUUCUUUUUUCCUACUAAAGCCUCACCUCCUUCCACUUUUUCAUCUUCUCCUCCUCUUCAUUCUCUUUCCUCUCCUCCUCCUUCUUCCCCUUCCCUUCCUCACUCUCCUCGCUCUUCCUCGUCCUUUUUUUUGUUCGGCCUCCUGCUUCUUUCUUCUUCUUCAUUCUUCUUUUUUCCUACACAUUUUUUAACUUCUUUCUCCUCUUCAUCCUCCACCUCCUUCUUCCUGUUCUUCUUCUCUUCCUUCCUUCCUUCCUCAUCUGCACUUCCUUCUUCUACUCCCUCUUUCUCCUCCUCCUCCUUUGUCUUUCUCUUCCCUUCCUCACCCUCCUCGCUUUCCCUCGUCUUCCUCUUCUUCUUCGACUUUUGUUCGUCCUUCUCUAUUUCCUCCUACUCUUCCUCCUUCUUCCUCUCUAUAUUUAUCUUCUUUCUCUUCUUCUCCCUCCUCCACCUUCUUUCUGUUCUUCUUCUCUUCCUUCCUUCCUCAUCUUCGCUUACUCCUUCUACUCCCUCUUUCUCCUCCGCCUUCUUCUUCGUCUUCCUCUCCCCUUCCUCACCCUCCUCGCUUUCCCUCGUCUUCCUCUUCCUCGUCUUUCUCUUCUUCUUCGACUUUUGUUCGUCCUUCUCUACUACCUCCUACUCUUCCUCCUUCUUCCUCUCCAUAUUUAUCUUCUUCUUUCUCUUCUUCCUCCUCCUCCACCUUCUUCCUGUUCUUCUUCUCUUCCUUCCUUCCUCAUCUUCACUUCCUCCUUCUACUCCCUCUUUCUCCUCCUCCUUCGUCUUCCUCUUCCCUUCCUCACCCUCCUCGCUUUCCACUGUCUUCCUCGUCUUCUUCUUCCAUCCCUCACCCUUCUCGCUUUCCCUCGUCUUCCUCUUCCCUUCCUCACACUCCUCGCUUUCGCUCGUCUUUAUUUUCUUCCUCUUCGUCGUCUUCUUUUGUUCGUCCUCCUCCUACUUCCUCCUUCUUAUUCUUAUUCUUUCUCCUCUUCAUCCUCCUCCAGCUUCUCCUUGUUCUUCUCUUUCUUCCUUCCUCGUCUUCGCUCCCUCCUCCUCCCUCUUUCACCUCCUCCUUCGUCUUCCUCUUCCGUUCCUCAUCUUCCUCGCUUUCUCUCGUUUUCAUCCCCUUCCUCCUCUUCUUCUUCUACUUUUCUUCUUCUUUUGUUCGUCCUCCUGCUACUCCUUCCUCCUCCUCCUACUUCUUCUUCUUCCUCUCUAUUUUUAUUUUCUUCUUUCUCCUCUUCAUCCUCCUCCUCCUCCUCCUCCUCUUCCAUCUUCUUCCACUUCUUCAACUUUCUUCUUUGUAUACUCUGUUCUAGCCGAGUGA